GAUCCAGGAGCAUGAGCAGGACUUUGAGCUGCGGGAGCAGAUGUCUGGGUACAAGCGCAUGCGGCGGCAGCACCAGAAGCAGCUGAUCGCCCUGGAGAACAGGCUAAAGGCCGAGAUGGAUGAGCAUAGGCUCCGGCUGCAGAAGGAAUUAGAGACACAUGCGAACAACACUUACAUUGAGCUGGAAAGACUGGCAAAACGCCACGUUGCUCAAACAGACAAAGAGAUGAAGUCAGUUGCAGCCGAAGAGAGGAGGAUCCAGCAACAGAUUGUUGCCCAGCAAAAGAAAGAGCUGACUACUUUCUUAGAGAACCAGAAGAAGGAGUACAGGCUUUGCAAAGACAAGAUCAAAGAAGAAAUGAAUGAAGACCUUUGUACACCCAAGGAGGAGAAGCAGGAGCGUCUGUCCAGGCACAAAGAAACAAUGCAGCGCUCUCAGGCUGAGGAGGAAGCUCACUUGCUGGCCCAGCAGAGGCUGGUCUAUGACCGGAGCUGCAGGGCCCUCAAACACCGGAGUCUAGUCAGGAGGCAUGAGUUUGAACAAGAGCAACUGAGAGAGGAGUUGAACAAGAAAAGGACCCAAAAGGAGAUGGAACAUGCCCUGAUGAUCCGGCAGGACGAGUCCACCCAGGACCUGGAGCGCAGGCAGCUGCAGAUGCUGCAGAAGCUGCGUAUUGAACUCAUGCGGCUGCAGCAUCAAACUGAGCUUGAAAACCAGGAGGAGUACAAUGGCCGGCGGCAGAGAGAACUACACAGGAAACACACUCUGGAGCAGCGGCAGCAGCCCAGAAACCUCAAGGCGCUGGAGAUGCAAAUCAAGAAACAAUUCCAGGAUACCUGUAAGGUGCAGAACAAGCAGUAUAAAGCUCUUAGAAACCAUCAGCUGGAGGUCUCCCCCAAAGGCGACCAUAAGACCAUUUUGAAGAGCCUGAAAGAGGAGCAGACACGCAAGUUGGCCAUACUGGCUGAGCAGUACGAGCAGAGCAUCAACGAGAUGAUGGCAUCACAAGCGAUGCGAUUAGAUGCAGAGCAGGAAACAGAGUGCCAAGCUCUGAAGCAGCAGCUGAAGCAGGAGAUGGAGCUCCUGGAUGCCUACCAGAGAAAAACCAAGUCACAGAUGGAGACCCAACAUGAGCGAGAGCUGCAGAAACUUGAGCAGAAGGUCUCCAUACGCAGAGCCCACCUUGAACAGAAGAUUGAAGAGGAACUGGCAGCACUUCAGAAGGAACGUACUGAAAGGGUCAAGCACUUGUUGGAACGUCAGGACAGAGAAAUGAAUGCUUUUGACACAGAAAGUAGAAGCCUCGGCUUUGGAAGCCUGGGAUCUCUGGACUUCCCCAAAGAAGACAACAGAUGA
Molecule: messenger RNA, 1357 nt
Organism: Scomber japonicus (chub mackerel)
Lineage: Eukaryota; Metazoa; Chordata; Actinopteri; Scombriformes; Scombridae
Product: serine/threonine-protein kinase TAO3-like
Exons: 7
Coding region: 41-1357 (438 amino acids)
Biological process (GO): execution phase of apoptosis
Source: RefSeq, a predicted model, not a curated record